AUGGAAAAUCAAAAAUUUGAACAUCGAUCGAUAAUAAAAUUUCUUGUUUUGGAAGGCCAAUCACCAUCUAAUAUUCAUGAACGUAUGACUGCAAUUUAUGGUGACAGUGCUCCAUCACGCACGAUGGUUUUUGAAUGGGUUCCUCGUUUUAAGAAUGGACAAUUAAAUAUUGAAGAGAGUCCAAGAAGUUGGCGACCAAUCAGUACAACGGAUGAGAAAACUAUUAAAGUUGUAGAAAACCUGGUUAUUGAAGAUCGUCGAAUUACUAUCCAGGAAAUAGCAGAGAUCCUAAGUAUCUCAAGUGGUACCGUUCAUGGCAUUUUGCACGAUCAUUUACAUAUGACUAAAGUUUGUUCAACAUGCGUCCCACAUUUGCUAACGCCUCUUCAAAGACACGAACGAGUUGAGGCAUGUGAAGAACUUUUGGCUCGCUAUGAAACAGAAGGAAAUGAUUUUCUUUCUCGUAUUAUCACUGGUGACGAGUCAUGGUUCUAUUACCAUCAACCUGAAUCAAAACAAUCACCUAAGCAAUGGAAACGAGCUGACUCUCCACCACCAACGACGCUUAAGCAAGAGAAGUCAGAACAACCUGUACCGGCUGGUACAACAAUUACCAAGACAUAUUAUGCCAAUCUUUUAAUUAAUAAAGUUCAUUCAGAAAUAAAAGAACGACGACGAGGUUUAAUUUCAGCUGGCACGACAUACCGUUAUAAUCAUCGUUUAGUAAGAAAAAAAUUAGUUGUACAACAGCAAUGGCAAUCAGAUCCUAAACCAUGGACUUUUGCAAAUACAGAAGAAGUCUCAUGGACAUCAUAUUUACCUGAAGAAAAUUCACUGACUGAAGCAACUUAUUAUUCAUCAUCACCAAAACCUAAUCUAAAUACGAAAUUAUUAUAUGAUUUAUGUUCAGAAAGGAAUUCAAUAUGUACAAGGUGCUCCUGCAAAGCAACGUCGAAUAAGACGUCUAAGUAA
This is a messenger RNA of Rotaria sp. Silwood1, 972 nucleotides long. The record is from the annotation of a GenBank genome assembly. Lineage: Eukaryota; Metazoa; Rotifera; Eurotatoria; Philodinida; Philodinidae.